Aspergillus thermomutatus is the source of this 729-nucleotide messenger RNA. RefSeq names its product YoaK family protein. Lineage: Eukaryota; Fungi; Ascomycota; Eurotiomycetes; Eurotiales; Aspergillaceae. The transcript has a single exon. The coding region runs from base 1 to 729 and encodes 242 amino acids. The record is from RefSeq and is a predicted model, not a curated record.
AUGAAACUCACCCUCUCCAAAAUCUGGUCCUACCUGAACGAGGACAUCCGGGAAGACCUCCUCCUCGAAUCCCAACUCCUCCUCCUCUCCUUCGCAACCGGCAUCCAAGACGCCGCAACAUGGCCCGACUACACCUGCUUCGCCUCCAACCAAACGGGCAACACCCUUUUCCUCGCAAUCGGGGUCGCCGGCCUCGCCAAUAACGCCUACAGCUUCCCCAACAUCGGCAUGAGCCUGGGGAUGUUCAUCGCGGGGGGACUGGUCAUGGGCCAGCUGGGGAAUCGGUUCGGGGUCCGGCGCCGGCUCUGGCUUCUGCUGAGCAGCGUCAUUCAGACCGUGCUGGUCUUCGUCGGGAUGAUCGUGCAGUACGCCGUGCCGCUGAAGCAGGAGGGUGCUGCGGCGUUGGGGGUCAUUGCGUGUCUGGCGUUCUCGUCGGGGGCGCAGGUGGCGAUGAGUCGGUCGUUGAAGAUCACGGAGAUCACGACGGCCAUGGCGACGGCGGCGUAUGUGGAUGUGGUGGUGGAUCCGGGCUUGUUGAAGCUACAUAACCGGCUGCGCAAUCGACGGGUGAUGUUCCUGGUGAUGCUGACGGCGGGAUGCUUUGUCGGUGCGUUUGCGCAGCGGGCGGUUAAUUCGUCGUUUGCGAUGUUGUGGUGUGCCGUUGGGAAGGCUGUGGUGACGGUGUCGUUGCUGUGGAAUAAAUCCUUGGAAAAGAGACUGGAGAAGUGA